GGGAGGCGGUGGCUGGCGUCCUCUGCGCCGCCCCUGGGCCGGAUUAGACGCCGUGAGUCAGGGGCCGGCGAGCAGGGCUCGUGCGCGCGGGCGGCCCGCUGCGCACUCGUCCACCCGGGUCCGGACCGUGCGCCUCGCUCCAGGGCCGGCCGCCCUGGCUCCCGCUCCCUCGGGCUCGAGGCUCCCAGCGUGCCCGGCUCCCGCAGGCCGGCCACCAGUUGCGCACCCGGCCCGUCCAGGGGACGCGGCCGACGCGCUGGACCCGCGGGGGCGCACGGAGGCCGCAGACUCUCCAGGAAACGCCACAGUGAUGGAGUACAUGAGCACUGGAAGUGACAAUAAGGAAGAAAUUGAUUUAUUAAUCGAACAUUUAAAUGUGUCCGAUGUAGUAGACAUCAUGGAAAAUCUCUACACAAGUGAAGAGCCCGCGGUUUAUGAGCCUAGUCUGAUGACCAUGUGUCCGGACAGGAAUGAAAAUGAGGAGCGUUCAGAAUCUGUCUUGCUCAGUGGCCAAGAAGGGCCUUGGUUGUCAUCUGUCAGAUAUGGAACUGUGGAGGAUUUACUGGCUUUUGCAAACCAUAUAUCCAAUACCUCAAAGCGUUUCUGUAGACACCGACCACAAGAAUCUGGAAUUUUAUUAAAUAUGGUGAUCACUCCCCAGAAUGGACGCUACCAAAUAGACUCUGAUGUUCUCCUCAUCCCGUGGAAGCUGACUUACAGGAACAUUGGUUCUGAUUUCAUUCCUCGGGGAGCCUUUGGGAAAGUGUACUUAGCCCAAGACAUAAAGACUAAGAAAAGAAUGGCGUGUAAACUGAUCCCUGUAGAUCAGUUUAAGCCAUCUGAUGUGGAAAUCCAGGCUUGCUUCAGACAUGAGAACAUUGCUGAGUUGUAUGGUGCUGUCCUGUGGGGCGACACUGUCCAUCUCUUUAUGGAAGCUGGAGAGGGAGGAUCUGUCCUAGAGAAGCUGGAGAGCUGUGGACCCAUGAGAGAAUUUGAAAUUAUUUGGGUGGCAAAGCAUGUUCUCAAAGGACUUGAUUUUCUGCACUCCAAGAAAGUGAUUCAUCAUGAUAUUAAACCUAGCAACAUUGUUUUCAUGUCUACCAAAGCUGUUUUGGUGGAUUUUGGCCUAAGUGUUCAAAUGACUGGAGAUAUCUAUUUUCCCAAGGACCUCCGAGGAACAGAGAUUUACAUGAGUCCAGAGGUGAUCCUGUGUAGGGGCCAUUCUACAAAAGCCGACAUCUACAGCCUGGGGGCCACACUCAUCCACAUGCAGACAGGCACCCCGCCCUGGGUGAAGCGCUACCCUCGCUCUGCCUAUCCCUCCUACCUGUACAUAAUCCACAAGCAAGCGCCUCCAUUACAAGACAUUGCUAAUGACUGCAGUCCGGGCAUGAGAGAGCUGAUUGAAGCCGCCCUAGAAAGGAAUCCCAAACACCGCCCAAGAGCCUCAGAUCUACUGCGACACGAAGCCCUGAACCCCCCCAGAGAAGAUCAGCCGCGCUGUCAGAGUCUGGACUCUGCCCUCUUUGAGCGGAAGAGACUCCUGAGCAGGAAGGAGCUGGAGCUGCCUGAGAACAUUGCUGAUUCCUCAUGCACGGGAAGCACCGAGGAGUCUGAGAUGCUCAAGCGACAGCGUUCUCUCUACAUAGACCUUGGAGCCCUGGCUGGCUACUUCAAUCUUGUUCGGGGUCCACCAACACUGGAAUAUGGCUGACAGAUGGCAUUGUUUGCUCCAAACAGAAGCAUCAUUAGCCUCUGGAUGCUGGGGCUACAGACUACCCAGUGGCUCCAGACAGUGAAUUAUACUCUAUCAGGCGUCACAGUGUGGGCUGCAAUCACACAUGAAUGGGACUCCAACUGGCCCUGUGUGUCUUACUUGUGAAGCUACUCUGGUUUCCUCUGCCAGUUCUAAAGGUUCUCAUUUCCCAGGUGGCGGGACUCAAGAAAAGAUGGAGAGUCUAUACAAGGAUCAUUUCUGGUGACUGCUACCAUUCACUAUGCACUUUGCUUGACAUUUUCAGAAUAUCAACCAUAAGGACAUUAGCUUAAAAUUACUAUACUUAUUUAAGAUAGAAUGUUCAUUUAAUUCAAAAUUAUGGUUUUGUGUAUAUUGGUGUAUAUAUUAUGUUUAACUUUGAGCCUCAUUGAUAGAUUCUAGUAUAAAUUAAAGUCAUUGUAUUUAGAGUAAAUAGAACAAGUUGAGUAUUUAGCAAUAUGCUUAAACUAGUGUCUUAACCAUGGCUGAUCAAGUAGGUGCCAUCAGACAGCAGGUCACUAGUGAGUUUCUGUUAUGUUCCUAUGGAAACACUUUGUACUGUACAUGCUAUGCUUAAAACAUUUAAAACGUGAUGUUUUGAAUGUGAAUAAAACUGUGUAAACCACAUAAUCUCUGUACAUCCCAAAGGAUGCGAAAUGUGACCUUUAAGAAAAUGGAAACUAUUAUAAAUUCUUGGUGAUGCUACUUUUGUAAUUCAUAUGGCUAUUUUCUUUAAAGCAUUUGUAUAUUUAUUAAAAUAGCAUACUAUGUAUGUUUUAUGUCAAAUGCCUUCUUGAAUCUUUCUUAUAUAUUUUUAACAUUGUAAAGUAUUUCUAAAGUAUGUUUUUACAUUAUGCAAAUGAAACCCAAUGCUUUCAUCCAAUGUGAUUGGUCAGAUUUACUGAAUAAAUUCAGUUCUUUUUCUUAA
This is a messenger RNA of Dipodomys spectabilis (banner-tailed kangaroo rat), 2684 nucleotides long. It is a transcript of the gene Map3k8, whose product is annotated as mitogen-activated protein kinase kinase kinase 8. The record is from RefSeq and is a predicted model, not a curated record. Lineage: Eukaryota; Metazoa; Chordata; Mammalia; Rodentia; Heteromyidae. The transcript has 8 exons. Gene Ontology annotation, molecular function: ATP binding; protein kinase activity. Gene Ontology annotation, biological process: protein phosphorylation. The coding region runs from base 311 to 1714 and encodes 467 amino acids.